UCACUUUCAUAAGAUGGAAUCCCUGAUUUACUCCCUGAAUGGAUUCGCGACUAUUGGACUUGGGAUUUUCUUCUUCUACUACUGCUUCGUCCAUAAGCUGAGGGGAGAUGGCAGGAAAAUGAAAUUGCCUCCAGGGCCACGUCCAUGGCCUCUCAUAGGAAGUGUCCAUCUCUUGGGAACCCUUCCUCAUCAGGGUCUUACCAAGCUGGCAAAGAAGUACGGAUCCAUUAUGUUUCUCCGUUUGGGCUCCAUCCCCACUGUUGUGGUGUCUUCUCCUGCCAUGGCAAAAGAAUUUCUCAAAACGCAUGAUUUGGUCUUUGCGACCAGACCAUACAGUAUAUUUGGGAAAUAUGUAUGCUAUGACCAUAAAGACGUCGCUUUUGGCCCUUAUGGAGAAUCAUGGAGGCAGAUGAGAAAGCUGUUGACAGUUGAGCUGCUCACGGUAAAGAGAACCGAGUCUUUCAGAUUUGUGAGAGAGGAAGAAGUGUCUUCUAUGAUCGGGUCCAUCUGGCAGGAAAGCGGGCACGGAGCGCAGUGUGUGGAUGUGAAGAAGAGACUCUCCUCCCUCACACAAAAUAUUACCUGCAGAAUGUUUGCCAGCAGGACGUACUCCGACAACGACUUGAAUGGAGGCCAUAGCUUCAGACAAAUGGUUGAAGAGAUGUUUGCUGUGGCCGGUGCGUUUAAUCUUAGCGAUUUGAUUACAUCACUUGACUGGAUCGACAUGCAAGGAAUCCGUCGUCGCAUGCAGGCCGUUCACAAAAUAUUCGACGGAUUUGCUGAAAAAGUAAUCGACGAGCACAUUCAUCGUAGAUCGGGAGAGAGAAAACCCAAGGAAGGGGAUCACGUUAAAGACAUGGUAGACGUGAUGCUCAGCAUGGCCGAGACGAAGGGCCAGACAAUAUUACGGGUCGACAUCAAAGCCAUGAUCUUGGAUAUGGUAAACGCGGGAAUAGAAACAUCCUCGACAUUGGUAGAGUGGGCAAUGAGUGAAUUGCUGAGGAAUCCUGAAACGCUGGCACGAGCACAGAAAGAGAUGGAGUCAACAGUGGGCAGAGAGCGCAGAGUAAAGGAAAGUGACGUCAUGAGCUUCGAGUACUUGAAAUGCGUGGUGAAGGAAACUCUUCGACUUCAUCCGCCACUUCCUCUGCUCGUUCCGCGCGAGUCGAUGGAAGGGUGCAGCGUGGCAGGAUAUUUCAUUCCGCCAAAGACGAGGGUGUUUGUGAAUGUGUGGGCGAUUGGAAGGGAUGAAAACGUUUUGGAAGAUGCUCAUCAGUUUAAGCCCGAGCGGUUCAUGGGUAGUAAUAAGGAUGUGAAAGGUCAGGACUUCGAUUUGCUGCCGUUUGGAGCAGGAAGAAGAGGAUGCCCUGGGAUUUCCAUGGGUCUUUCUAUUAGUGAGUUGGCACUCGCUCAGCUGAUUCAUUGCUUUGAUUGCAGUGUGGAGGGCGAGGUAGAUAUGUCGGAAGAAUUUGGAUUAACGGUUCCCAGAAAAAAUUCGCUGUUUGCCUGCCCUAAAUGGAGGCUCACUACUGAAUAUCCUAGUGAUACGUGUUUUGCCUAG
Messenger RNA from Cryptomeria japonica (Japanese cedar), 1561 nucleotides. RefSeq names its product cytochrome P450 750A1. The coding region runs from base 14 to 1561 and encodes 515 amino acids. Lineage: Eukaryota; Viridiplantae; Streptophyta; Pinopsida; Cupressales; Cupressaceae. Gene Ontology annotation, molecular function: monooxygenase activity; heme binding; oxidoreductase activity, acting on paired donors, with incorporation or reduction of molecular oxygen. The transcript is spliced from 2 exons. The record is from RefSeq and is a predicted model, not a curated record.